Molecule: messenger RNA, 3924 nt
Organism: Cricetulus griseus (Chinese hamster)
Lineage: Eukaryota; Metazoa; Chordata; Mammalia; Rodentia; Cricetidae
Source: RefSeq, a predicted model, not a curated record
UCGCUGGUGGCUGGCUUGUGCAGAGAUGUACUUCCACUGGGCUGCGGAUUCCCGGCAGCCUCGGCGCCUGAACGGGAGAGAUGGCCUUGAGCUCUUGCAGGCAGCCAGUGGGGAGCGCCACUCCCUGCUACUGUUCAGCAACCACCGGGUGUACUCCUGUGGGGACAACAGCUUGGGCCAGCUGGGCCAGAAGAGAGAGCAGAAUACCGAACAGCCAGAACCAAUUCAGGCUUUGGGUACUCUGGACAUUGACCUCGUGAGCUGUGGGAAGGAGCACUCCAUAGCUGUCUGCCAUAAAGGAAGGGUCUUUGCUUGGGGAGCAGGUUCGGAAGGGCAGCUGGGGAUCGGAGAAUUUAAGGAAAUAAAUUUAAUGCCUAUGAGAAUAAAAACUCUGGGUGGCAUAAAAAUAAUACAAGUUUCCUGUGGACACUACCACUCCUUGGCAUUAUCAGAAGAUGGCCAAGUGUUUUCAUGGGGAAAAAACAGCCAAGGGCAGCUGGGCUUGGGGAUGCAGUCCAGUUCCCAAGCCAGCCCACAGAAGGUGACGUCCCUGGAGGGAAUCCCACUGGCCCAGGUAGCUGCAGGCGGCUCUCACAGUUUUGCUCUCUCUCUCACGGGGACUUCAUAUGGUUGGGGAAGCAACAGUGUUGGGCAGCUGGCCCUCAGUGGGGAAAACUCCACAGAAGUGCAAAUCUCCAAGCCUCAUUCAAUUGAUGCCCUGAAGAAUCUAGGUGUGAUUUAUAUCAGCUGUGGUUAUGAGCACACUGCAGUGCUUACCAAGGAUGGGCAAGUGUUUACAUUUGGAGACAAUAGCUCUGGGCAGCUACAGAACAACCCCAGGGGUAAGAGAAGAGGCCCACAACUCGUGGAAGGAAUCAAGGGCCAAGUUUCAAAGAUAGAGUGUGGAAGUUAUCACACCAUUGCAUAUGUCUAUACCACUGGCCAGGUGGUAUCUUUAGGCCAUGGACCACGCCCCACAAGCAACCCAACUCAUCAGAAGGCCCCAGCAGAGAGCUCUGACAUCAUUUGCCUGCUCUCUGCAGCAGACCUCGUGGAUGUUAAAGUCAAAGACAUUUUUGCUGGAGCAUAUGCCAACUUUGCAACAACUCAUCGGGUAUCACAUGCUAGGUCCAAGAGUGUUUCCAUGAAAAUCCUGCCAGAAAUUAGCCGAAUCAACCAGUCGCUAGCAAAGAAAUGGAUAGCAGCAAAAAUAAAUAAGGAGCUUGCAGAAGCCAAAAGGGAAAUCAACUUAAUAUUUUCAUCCUCUGCUUGUUUGACUGCAAGCUUUUUGAAGAAAAGAGAUACAAGAGAGGAGAAUUUCGUUGACGUGGACUUAACAAUGGCAAGGAAUGUCUUCAAGAAGUUAACAGCAGUGAAAUGGAUUUCUCCCUUGAUAACUACAUGUCUUGAGGAUAAUCUGCUUGGAGAUCUUCCAUGCCAUUCUCAACAUCAAGAUGCUCUAUUGAUUUUUCUUUUGCUCCCGGAAUGUCCACUGAUGCAGAAUAACAGGAACUGGAAGACCCUGACAGUUAAAUUUGCAAAGGCUAUUUGUAAAAUGAAUAAGGAAUCAUUAGCUUUCUUGAGAAAGUGUUGGGCAUCUUUAGAAGCUUCUUCUCUGGAUACAGUGGUCCAGAUGUUAAAGAGAGCUAUCACCAUCAUCUCUCAACUGCAUGAUCCAUAUUCAAAAAUACAGCAUCAAUGUGAUCUUAAAGCUCUUUUAGAAGUGAUGAAACAUGUGCAUAAGGUUGAAUUUAUUAAAGAAAUUUGUUUUGAGGCUGGAGGGGUGACUUCAGAGUUCUUCCACUGUAUAUUUGAAGAGAUGACAGCCCCCAAAUAUGAAAUGUUCAUGUAUCCUGAAAAGAGUUCCUGUAUGUGGUUUCCAGUCAAUCCUAAGUUUGAGAACAAGGACUAUUUCUUCUUUGGGGUCUUGUGUGGACUCUCCCUAUCCAAUGUAAAGGUUGUCAACCUUCCUUUCCCACUGGCUUUAUAUAAAAAACUUCUGAAACAGAAGCCAUCUCUGGAAGAUUUAAAAGAACUGAGUUUUCCCUUGGGGAAGAGUUUGCAAGAAGUUCUAAACUGUGAGGCUGGUGACGUUGAAGAACUUCACAUACAUUUUUCCAUACACUGGGAUAAAAAAGAUGUUAACUUGAUUCCAAAUGGGAUCUCUGUACCUGUGAACGAAACCAACAAGCAAGACUAUGUUUCUAAGUGUGUUGAUUACAUUUUUAACACCUCUGUAAAGACGAUUUAUAAGGAAUUUUAUAGGGGUUUUUACACGGUGUGUAACUUGGAUAUAAUUAGGCAGUUCCAGCCCGAAGAACUAAAGACAGCGAUAACUGGAAAUGAUAAUUGUGACUGGAAACAAUUUGAAAAUAAUUCACUGUAUGAAAGAGAAUACCACAAAUCACAUCCAACUAUUCUACUCUUUUGGAAGGCUUUCCAUAAAUUAACUUUGGAUGAAAAGAAAAAAUUUCUCCUAUUUCUUACAGGAUCUGAUAGGCUUCAUGUAAAAGGCCUACAGUAUGAAGGAAUAAGAUUUCGUUGCCCUCAAACUUUAACUGAAGAUGAUAACCCGAGAUCAUUGACAUGUCACAGUAUUCUAGACCUGCCGAAAUAUUCUACAAUGGAAAGAAUGGAAGAAGCACUUCAAGUAGCAAUCAACAGUAACAAGGGGUUUGUCUCCCAAAGAUGAUGAAAUAACCACCUCUGAGCAUCAUAGUCACAGCCUCAGGAAUUAGGUCUUUGACCUUUGGUUCUUCUGUCUUUCCUUAAUCUAAUUAGUAUAAGAGGUUAAAGGAGAUUACUUAGAAUUAGUUGGAUAGUUUUUGAGAUGAAGAAGUUAUAAAUUAAUAUUUUUAGUACAACAAUAUUCUGUAAAAUAUUUGCUAUAUUCCUUUGCUAUUAGAAUGUUUGUUUUGGCUGAAAUAUUUUCUGAACAACAAUUAUCAUUUCAUAAUAUGCUAAAUAUUUAAAAUAUUCAGUAUUGGGGCUAGAGAAAGAGCGAAGUGGUUAACAGCACUGGCUGCUCUUCCAGAGGACCAGGGUUCAAUUCCCAGCACCCACAUGGCAGUUCAUUUCCUAUCUGUAAGUCUCUAGUUCUGGUAGAUCUAACACCCUCUUCUGGCCUCCGAGGCAAUGCCUGGAUAUGGCACACAGACAUACAUUCAGACAAAACCCCCAAAAUUAAAAAUUAUAAAUAAAUUAUUUUAUUAUUAUUAAAUAAUUAAUGAUUAAAUUAAAUUAAAUUAAAAAUAAAUAAAUAAAAUAGUAUUUAUUUAAAAUAUUACUGUACCAAUAAUAAAUGACUGAUUUGAAAGAAUGUAUAAUUCUGAAAAUGUUAGCAAAAAUAUAGAUUGCUUUUAGCACGUUUUUGAGGCAUAUAGAUGUAUAUUUUGUAUUAGGAAUUAUAUUUGGAGUUUUUGAUCCUAGUAAAUGCUAAAUAAUUUAUUUUCAAUAUCUAAGUGUUGAGAUUUAGGAUUGUUUGAACAUAUUUAUACUUAUGCUUAUUACAGUGCUCCUGAAGUCAUUUUAAAUGUAGAUACUGUUAAUUCAGUAAAAUACUGAGCUAAAUCAGGAGCCCAUACCUACUUGUCAUCAGAAAAAUGUGAAGCAGUUGAAAUGUGUCUUUUUAUGAUGUAACAGAGUAAAUGAAGCAAUGUAACUACUGUGGGAAAUGACCAAUACAUCUUGUUUACUGGUUUUACUUAACGUUAAAACAUAAACUGCAUUAUACACCUUUGAAAUGAUUGCAUAAACUCACAUAGUUUGUCAUAAGAGUGGCCUGUAUGCUGCUGUGACAGGCCCUCCUCAUGAAAAAGGUCCUUUCUUGUACCGAUGUUGUAUAAUACAUUAUGAGACUUUGUAUGUGAGUUGUUUACUGGACUCCAAAGGAACCAAAUAAACUAAUAAAUGUUGAUUAUGAAA